CUCUGGGCUUCACGCUAUCGUCGUGCGCCGAACAGGAACCGUGCGCUUGGUGGCAUGGCGCUGUUUCACGUCGCCCGGUACUCAGGGCUCGAUGCCGGUCAGCCGGAGGCCGAAGCGGAGCCCGGAGAACACCUCAGGGCCCGUGCACUGCUCGAGAGGCUGCAGUGUCGGGCCCGCGAACGGCAGCAGCAGCGGCAGCGGCAGGAACCUGAGACUGCCGCGGAGGCUCCGGAGGCUGCGGCCCGGCGGCGGCGGCGGCCUCGGCGGAGGCGGCGGAUAAGCGGCUUGGCGCCGGGGAGCCCGGACGCGCCUCUGGUGAAGCGGCGGAAAGUGAACAGCGAGGACGCUGGCGCCGGUAGCGGCGAGACAGCACCGGGGGUGCGCUGCGAGCGCAACGAGGCCCAGACGCCCCUAGACGGGCGGUCCGUGGAGGAGACGACUGGGCCUCCGUCGGGACCAGGCCCAGUGCUGGGAGGCUUCACCAGGAGGAAGACGCCAAAGGUCCAGCCUUUUCUGCCACUCUGGCUGGCUGAGCCAAGCUGUGUCAGGAAGAAUGUCACCGAAGAUCUUACCCCACUUGAAGCCAUCCCUGAGGUGCACCCUGACCUGCAGAAACAGCUGAGGGCACAUGGCAUCACCUUCUACUUUCCAGUCCAGGCAGCUGUGAUUCCAGCCCUUCUAGAGAACACAGCCAGUGGGUUUCUGGUGGGGAGAGGGGGAUACCAGCCCAGUGACCUCUGUGUUUCUGCCCCAACCGGCAGUGGGAAAACUCUGGCCUUUGUCAUCCCAGUGGUACAGGCCCUACUGCACCGCGUGAUUUGCCACAUCCGUGCCCUGGUUGUGCUGCCUACCAAAGAAUUGGCCCAGCAGGUGAGCAAAGUGUUCAACAUUUACACAGACCCCACGCCUCUACGUGUGGCCCUGGUUACUGGACAGAAGUCGCUGGCUAAGGAGCAAGAGAGCCUUGUCCAAAAGAUAGCAGAUGGCUACCGCUGCCUGGCUGACAUUGUGGUGGCCACACCUGGCCGCCUGGUGGACCACAUUGAUCAGACUCCAGGAUUCAGCCUCCAACAGCUCCGCUUCCUGGUGAUUGAUGAGGCUGACCGAAUGAUUGACAGCAUGCAUCAAUCUUGGUUGCCACGGGUGGUGGCAGCAGCUUUCCACAGCAAGGGCCCUGCAGAUGCCUGUGCCCUACUCCAGAGAAGACAACCCCAAGCUGUGACUGCCCACAGCACCUGCUACCCUCAGAUGCCUCUGCAGAAAUUGCUGUUCUCAGCCACCCUGACACAGAAUCCUGAGAAGCUGCAGCGGCUUGGUCUCUAUCAGCCUCGGCUUUUCUCUACAGGCCUGGUACAGAGGGGCCCCCAAGAUGGGGACAUCACAGUGGAUGGAAACUUACAGGGAAAGUACACCUUCCCCAUGGGGCUCAGGCACCACUAUGUGCCUUGCAGACUCAGCUCUAAGCCACUUGCAGUCCUGCAUCUGGUUCUCAGUAUGGACAUUUCCAGGACCCUUUGCUUCACCAAUUCUCGAGAGAAUGCCCACAGGCUUUUCCUGCUAGUACAAGCUUUUGGGGGCGUAAGUGUGGCUGAGUUUUCCUCCUGCUACGGGCCUGGUCAGAGGAAGAAGAUAUUGAAGCAGUUUGAGCAGGGCAAAAUCCAGCUCCUCAUCAGUACAGAUGCCACUGCUCGAGGCAUUGACAUUCAGGGUGUGGAGCUGGUGGUCAACUAUGAUGCGCCCCAGUAUCUGAGGACCUAUGUGCACAGAGUUGGGAGAACAGCUCGAGCUGGAAAAACUGGACAGGCCUUCACCCUACUCCUGAAAGUGCAGGAGAAGAAGUUCCUCCGCAUGCUGGCAGAAGCCGGGGUGCCUGAGCUGACCUGCCAUGAGGUCCCCAAUGAGCUCUUGCAGCCUCUGGUUCCUCAGUACAAGGAGGCCCUGUCCCAACUAGAGAUGACUGUCAAGGAAGAGAAAAAGUCCAAGUUGGUCUAGUCAGGGGACUUGGGGGACCGGAGGGACCUUCCCGCUGAAGUUAGCUGCCAUCUGUACCGAGCAUUGGAUGCUGCAUGAGAAGAUGGGAUUCCUGAGGAAGCAGCCAGCGUGGAUGGCCCCUUUCCUCACACUGUCUCCUCUGUGAAGGACACAGCCUGGACCUCAGUUCAGACCUAUAAACAGAUCACUGGAAUUUGUGUGGCUUUGGGUCCCAUUGGUCUCUGGAAAUAAACUCCAGUGAGGCUGAAGGCUGGAUAGGACAGGUGAAUGGAAAUAAACUCCAGUAAGGCUGAUGGCUGGAUAGGACAGGGAUUAGAC
Molecule: messenger RNA, 2310 nt
Organism: Perognathus longimembris pacificus (Pacific pocket mouse)
Lineage: Eukaryota; Metazoa; Chordata; Mammalia; Rodentia; Heteromyidae
Gene: Ddx51
Product: DEAD-box helicase 51
Exons: 15
Coding region: 55-1992 (645 amino acids)
Cellular component (GO): nucleus
Molecular function (GO): nucleic acid binding; ATP binding
Source: RefSeq, a predicted model, not a curated record